Molecule: messenger RNA, 738 nt
Organism: Colletotrichum higginsianum IMI 349063
Lineage: Eukaryota; Fungi; Ascomycota; Sordariomycetes; Glomerellales; Glomerellaceae
Product: Ran binding protein in the microtubule-organising centre
Exons: 3
Coding region: 1-738 (245 amino acids)
Biological process (GO): proteasome-mediated ubiquitin-dependent protein catabolic process
Cellular component (GO): nucleus; cytoplasm
Molecular function (GO): protein binding
Source: RefSeq, a predicted model, not a curated record
AUGUCUUUCCAGACUUCGUCUGUGUCGACCGCUACUCCCAUGAAGCAUGCUUUCGAGAGGCGUGUUCAGGACGUGAAGUCGCCCAAAAGCGACAUUAACGCCCUGAUCCUCGACUAUCUGACCAUGGAAGGUUACCCUAAUGCUGCCGCAAAAUUCAGCAAGGAAGCCAACCUGCAACCCCACCAAAUCGACGAGACGAUCAAGGUCCGUCAGCAGAUCCAGAAGUCGAUCCAUACCGGAAGCAUUCAGUCUGCCAUUGAGGCGCUGAAUGACUUUGACUCGGAGAUUUUGGAUUGCGAUCCUACCUUGCAUUUUGCUCUCUUGCGGCUGCAGCUCGUCGAGUUAAUCCGCUCUUGCACGAAGACGCCCGGUGGUGAUAUCACUCCCGCUUUGACGUUCGCCACGAAUCAUCUUGGCCCUCGAGCGCCGACAGAUUCGCGUUUUCUCAAAGACCUCGAAGAGACCAUGGCGUUGUUGAUUUUCCCUCACAACGACCUCGAACCUCAACUGGCAGCCAUCUUGCACCCAGACCUGAGACGGGAUGUGGCGGAUGAUGUCAACAAGGCCAUUUUGCAGCGGCAAUCUGAACGCAGGGAAGCUGCGAUUCGACAGUUAGUCAAGAUGCGGGCGUGGGCUGAGUCGACUGCGAGAGCAGAGAAGAAGGCCCUCCCGGACCGCAUUGGAUUGGGCUUAAAUGGAGACGAGACUGAUGGGCACGACCAGAUGCAGCUCUCCUAG